This is a messenger RNA of Onychostoma macrolepis, 9504 nucleotides long. It is a transcript of the gene crebbpa, whose product is annotated as CREB binding protein a. Bases 1075 to 8391 code for a protein of 2438 amino acids. Gene Ontology annotation, molecular function: transcription coactivator activity; histone acetyltransferase activity; chromatin DNA binding. Gene Ontology annotation, biological process: positive regulation of transcription by RNA polymerase II. NCBI's taxonomy places the organism in Eukaryota, Metazoa, Chordata, Actinopteri, Cypriniformes, Cyprinidae. The transcript has 32 exons. The record is from RefSeq and is a predicted model, not a curated record. Gene Ontology annotation, cellular component: nucleus; histone acetyltransferase complex; transcription regulator complex.
GUCGGAAUAUAAUUUAAGACGAGAAAAAAAAAAAAAAAAAAAAUUAGGCAUAAACUAUCAGAACAUAAAAAUGUACGUUUUAUAUUAUUUAAAAUUAACGUAACUUGCACUGCUUCUCAACAACUUGUUUUAAUGCAAACUAUAACACUGGCUAAAUGUAAAACUAUUUCAAAUUCUUGUCCCAAAAAAAAAAAAAAAAAAUGAAUAGGCAUAAAAUAUCAAAAUAAUGUGUUUAUAAAUGUAAGUUUUCUAUUAUUUAAAAUUAAUAUAAUUUGCGCUGUUUCUCAACAGCUUGUUUUAUUGCAAACCACCGGCUAAAUGUAAAACUGUUUAUCCAUUUCAAAUUCUUGUCCCAAUACGCUUAUUUUUAAUAAUCUACAGAUGUGUGGUCGUGUAGCGCCUCCAGCGGCCGCCUCGCGCGCCGACGACAGGUUUGACGUAGGGCGUGAUUGCGCUCGCGCUCCCCCUCCCCCUCGGCUCCGUCUAUCUGGAAAAAGAAAAAAAAAAACUUUUUGUAUCGAAGGAAUCAACAGCCGCCAUCUUGUCUCGGCUCGGAAUCAGGAUUUCGAUACAGCACUAUUUUUUAUUUUUGGACGCGAAGCAUCCAAAUCGAGGUUUGACGACACCGUUCAGCGGAAAAUGACACCUUUAUAUCGCCGCGAAGGAAUUUUUGGCGAAAAAUCCUGGAUUUAAUCGGCGUUCGUCGGCCACAAAACCCUCGUAUAUCUGGUUUCCCCUUCAGAGCGGCGCUUGCGUCCGUGUUUCGCUCCGAGCGGUUACUGUUUACCGGACGCUUUUGGAGGACAGACAGCGCAGUGGGGACUGUUUUGCAAAAAUACCGCAUUUUUAUGCAACCGUGCAUUUUUACACGGAGCCAGACGGUUUUUGCACGGAAAAAAAUUGACGUCAGAAAAUGGAUCGCGUGCUGUUGCAACAUUAACGACGCUCGCGCGCGAGGACUCCUGUGGAUAUUUUAUUUGGGAUUUAACGUUGAAAUCGCGGAAAGGAGGCGUUUUCUCUCGGUAAUAUAACGAUGAUAAUGUGGGUGUUGGGUGUUGGAUUAUCAUGGGGUGAAUGGUGGUGGCGACGCGGGGCGCUGUUGCUGCUUUUUUGAGAAAAUCCUCCGCCGAGCCGCUCCACACACUCCCCACGUCUUUCAAAAGUAAGGUAACAUCUGUUUUUCGGACGAAAGGAUCCUUCGCUUUGAUUUUUUCCCCCACAACAUUCGGCCAGAAGCUCAUUUUGAUCGCAAUGGCUGAAAAUGUGCUGGAAGGUGGCCCUCCAAGCGCGAAGCGAGCGAAGCUGACAGCACCUGCUCCAGACGCUCCAGAGUUGGGUUCACUUUCCUGGGAUGACCUGGAGAACGAUCUUCCAGAUGAGCUGAUACCUAACGGAGACCUGGGGCUGAUGUCCAUGUCCUCUAAUGGCGGGGCUACAGGUACAGGCGGUCACGGCCCCAUGGUCCCCGAUGCUGCUGCCAAGCACAAGCAGCUCUCCGAGCUCCUGCGGCCGGGAAGCAGCGCUGGGAUGAACUCGGCCAGUCCGCAACCCGGCGGCAUCGGAUCUCAGCUGAGUGGGCUUGGAAAGAGUCCCCUGGGCCAGGGCUCCCCUUCCCACCCCUCCCAAACACAGAAACCAGGCGGCACUCCUGGGACGCAGGGCAAUAACGCCGGCUCAGCUGGCAUGGGACUCGGCACCGGAUUUAACCAGGCCAUGCUGAACAGCGGCAUGAUGGGACAGAACACGGCUGGACAGCCGGGUCAGGUGAUCAAUGGGACUCUCGGCUCUGUAGGCCGCGGUCGAGGAGCGCCGGGGAUGCAGUACCAGGGUGCCGGCAUGCAGGUGGCAUCUUCUGUAGGGGCGGGUGGAGCAGCGGGGGCGGCGGCACAGGGAGGAGCGGGGAGUGUCCUGGCAGAGACACUCACACAGGGGGCGCAGCAGAUGGGCAUCAACACCCAGCAAGCUGGCAAUAUCAACAAGAUGGGCAUGGCAGGUGGCAACAGUCCGUUCGGUCAGUACCAGAGUGGAGGGCAACAAAUGGGCACGACUGGCGUGAACUCUCAGAAUAAAGGCACCCUCCCCAACAGCCUGCCCCAGUUUCCAACUGACCUGAAGGGGGCGACGGUCACCAGUGUGCCGAACAUGCCCCAGCAACAGCAGCAAGUGUCGGUGGGGAUGGUAGCAGGUCAGGGCGUGUCGGCGGGCCCCACGGCCGACCCGGAGAAGCGCAAGCUGAUCCAGCAGCAGCUGGUCCUGCUGCUCCAUGCACACAAGUGCCAGCGGCGCGAGCAGGCCAACGGAGAGGUGCGGGCCUGUGCACUGCCCCACUGCAGGACCAUGAAGAACGUCCUCAACCACAUGACCCACUGCCAGGCCGGCAAAUCCUGCCAAGUGGCUCACUGUGCUUCAUCAAGGCAGAUCAUCUCGCACUGGAAGAACUGCACGAGGCACGACUGUCCCGUCUGCCUCCCGCUGAAGAACGCCAGUGACAAACGCAACCAGCAACCAAUGCUGAGUCCCCCCAACUCUGGUCUGCAGACCUCUAUAGGGACGGUCGGCACGGGACAGCAGACGGCACCCGCUCUGCCCAGCUCCACGCCCAUCGACCCCAGCUCCAUGCAGCGUGCGUACGCUGCCCUCGGCCUCCCCUACAGCAACCAGACCCCCACAAAGGCCCAGUCCCCCGCACAGACGCAGGGCCCCGGGCAGCCGACUGCGCAGACGCCGCAGACCCAGCACCAGCAGCAAAUGAGACCCAUCAACGCGCUCGGUGGUGGUCAGAUGAAUCCAAUUGGCGUAACGACAUCAGACCAGGCUAAGCUGCUCUCAGAUGGCACCAUGCCGUCAACACUUAACCCAAACAAUCAGCUAAUGCCGGAUGGCCCUACGUUAGGCAGCAUGGGUAACCUGCCCACAGCAGCCCCUCUGUCAGCCACCGGUGUGAGGAAAGCCUGGCACGAGCACGUCACUCAGGACCUCCGCAACCACCUUGUGCACAAACUAUCUGCUACGCUGCUGCUGCUGUGGCAGAGCAAGUACCGAGACUUGCCACUGCCAGUACAUCCACAACAUGCUGCUGUGAGCAUGGUGCAGGCCAUCUUCCCUACGCCAGACCCCGCCGCCCUGAAGGACCGUCGCAUGGAGAACCUGGUGGCGUAUGCACGAAAAGUGGAAGGGGAUAUGUACGAGUCGGCCAAUAGUAGGGACGAAUACUAUCACUUUCUGGCAGAGAAGAUCUAUAAGAUCCAGAAAGAGCUGGAGGAGAAGAGAAGGUCCCGAUUACAGAAGCAGAUUAUUAACCAGACGCCCAUGACUGCAGCGGGACAACAGCCACCGGCCCUAAACCAGCCUAAUGUCAUGGGACCUCGGCCGCAGAAUGGACCCGUGCCUAUGCCCAAUGUGCCAAAUCAGAUCAUCAAUCGCAUGCAGGUGUCUCAAGGGUUGAAUCCAUUCGGCGCCAUGCCCAAUGUCCCGAUGUCUCAGGCUCCCAUGGCGACACGUGCCGCCUCUCCGAUAAACCAUCAACAGAUCAACAUGAACCAAGUCCCAACGAUGAAUAUGUCUCCCACACGAAUGCCCCCCACGCAAAGCAUUCUGGGAGCUCACGGUGGGAACAUGGUGGCGCAGACGGCUAACCAGACGCAGUUCAUGGCUCAACCGCAGUUCCCUGCCAACACCAAUGCCAUGAACGUCAACAUGGGCCAGCCCAACACGCAGGCGGCCAUUUCGCAGCAGCAGCAGAACGCUAAUCUAUCCCUGAAUGCACUUGGCCCCUUGGGCCCCCAGCUAGGCUGUCCCGCGCCCCCUCAGGCUCCACUCCGCGCCACACCGCCCCCCAACGCCACCACCAGCACCACUAACCUGCCAGCAGCACUGCAGCCCAGUCAGGCCUCCACACCCACCCCCGCCCCUGCUCAGGGCACCCCGCCUCACAUGCAGUCCCAGACGGAGCUGCCCCUCUCUGCCCAGCAGCAUCCCGGAACACCGAGCGGUGAAAACCGUGUGCCCACCCCAGCAUCAGCAGCCAGCGCUGAGCUGCACUCCCAGCAUGCCGUGCCUGACGUACCACCCAGUGACACUAAAACAGAAGAGCAAGAAUAUGACAUAUGCAUCAAAACGGAGCCCAAGAUGGAGACGGAGGACGACACAGGCUCCCUGUUGGUCAAAAAGGAGGAGCAGGAGGGAUUGGAGGCUAAGCAGGAGCCAAUGGAGACCGAGGACAAGAAGACAGACUUGAAGACGGAGACCAAAGAGGAAGAUGAAAGCCGGACGAACGGCACAACAUCCUCUUCACCGCCCCAGUCUCGCAGGAAAAUCUUCAAGCCAGAAGAGUUGCGGCAGGCGUUGAUGCCCACUCUGGAGUCUCUGUACAGACAGGAUCCGGAGUCUCUACCCUUCCGGCAGCCUGUGGACCCCAUACUUCUUGGCAUCCCUGACUACUUCGAUAUCGUGAAGAACCCUAUAGACCUGUCCACUAUCAAGCGCAAGCUGGACACGGGUCAGUAUCAGGAGCCGUGGCAGUACGUAGAUGACGUGUGGCUGAUGUUCAACAACGCGUGGUUGUACAACAGGAAGACGUCACGCGUGUACAAGUACUGCUCCAAACUGGCCGAGGUGUUCGAGCAGGAGAUCGACCCCGUCAUGCAGGGCCUCGGUUACUGCUGCGGGAGGAAGUACGAGUUUUCUCCUCAGACGCUGUGCUGUUACGGCAAGCAACUGUGUACAAUACCCCGAGACGGCACUUAUUACAGUUAUCAGAACAGGUAUCAUUUCUGCGAAAAGUGCUUCAAUGAGAUUCAGGGAGACAGUGUGACACUAGGAGACGAUCCAGCUCAGCCCCAGACCAUGAUCUCUAAAGACCAGUUUGAAAGGAAGAAGAAUGACACGUUAGAUCCUGAGCCGUUUGUUGAAUGUAAAGACUGUGGGCGGAAGAUGCAUCAGAUCUGUGUCCUGCAUUAUGAGGUUAUCUGGCCUUCUGGUUUCAUCUGCGAUAACUGUUUGAAAAAGAGUGGGAAGACGAGGAAAGACAACAAGUUUUCGGCAAAAAGGUUGCAGGCGACGCGGCUAGGCACGUAUAUAGAGGAUCGGGUGAACAAGUACUUGAAGAGACAGAACCAUCCGGAAGCUGGAGAGGUUUUUGUGCGAGUUGUAGCCAGUUCAGACAAAAUGGUGGAGGUCAAACCUGGCAUGAAGGCCAGGUUUGUAGACACAGGAGAGAUGCCUGAGAGCUUCCCCUACAGAACCAAAGCACUUUUCGCCUUUGAGGAGAUUGACGGAGUGGACAUGUGUUUCUUCGGCAUGCACGUGCAAGAGUACGGCUCUGAAUGCACUUUCCCUAACACCAGACGGGUAUACAUAUCGUACCUCGAUAGUAUUCACUUCUUCAGACCUCGCAUGCUGAGAACAGCAGUCUAUCAUGAAAUCCUCAUCGGCUAUUUGGAAUACGUCAAGAAGCUUGGAUAUGUUACGGCACACAUCUGGGCAUGUCCACCUAGUGAAGGUGAUGACUAUAUCUUCCACUGUCACCCUGCCGACCAGAAAAUCCCAAAACCCAAGCGCCUGCAGGAGUGGUACCGCAAAAUGCUGGACAAGGCCUUUGCUGAGCGGAUACUGCAUGACUACAAGGACAUCUUUAAGCAAGCAACUGAGGACCGUUUGACGAGUGCAAACGAGCUUCCAUAUUUCGAGGGUGAUUUUUGGCCCAAUGUGUUGGAGGAGAGCAUCAAGGAGUUGGAACAGGAGGAAGAGGAGAGGAAAAAAGAAGAAAACACGGCAGCUUGUGAAACUCCAGAGGGCACACCAGGGGACAGUAAGAAUGCAAAGAAGAAGAACAACAAGAAAACAAAUAAGAAUAAAAGCAGCGUGAGCCGAGCUAAUAAAAAGAAACCUGGGAUGCCGAAUGUAGCCAAUGAUCUUUCUCAGAAACUCUACGCAACAAUGGAGAAACACAAAGAGGUGUUUUUUGUAAUCCAUCUGCACUCUGGGCCCAUUGUCAACUCAUUACUACCCAUUGUUGACUCCGAUCCCAUGUUGACCUGCGACCUGAUGGAUGGCAGGGACGCCUUCUUGACGUUAGCACGGGAUAAGCACUGGGAGUUCAGCUCUUUGCGGCGCUGCAAAUGGAGCACCAUGUGCAUGCUGGUGGAAUUACACAACCAGGGCCAAGAUCGCUUUGUCUACACCUGCAACGAAUGUAAACACCAUGUCGAGACACGUUGGCACUGUACUGUCUGCGAGGACUUUGACUUGUGCAUUAGUUGCUACAACACUAAGGGCCACGAGCACCAGAUGGUUAAGUGGGGUCUGGGUCUGGACGAUGACAACAAUCAAAGCGGUGAGGCCUCCAAGAGUCCUCAGGAGAGUCGGCGUCUAAGCAUCCAGCGUUGCAUCCAGUCUCUGGUGCAUGCCUGCCAGUGCCGCAAUGCCAACUGCUCCCUGCCGUCUUGCCAGAAGAUGAAGCGUGUGGUGCAGCACACCAAGGGCUGCAAACGCAAGACAAAUGGUGGCUGUCCAGUGUGCAAGCAGCUCAUUGCGCUCUGCUGCUAUCAUGCCAAGCACUGUCAGGAGAACAAGUGCCCCGUGCCCUUCUGCCUCAACAUUAAGCACAAACUGCGUCAGCAGCAGCUGCAGCACAGGCUCCAGCAGGCGCAGAUGAUGCGCAGACGCAUGGCUACUAUGCAGGGCCGAGCCAUGCCUCAGAGUCUACCCUCGCCGCCUGCAUCAACAGCCCCCAGCACGCCCACCUCGCAUCAGCAACCCAACACCCCUCAAACGCCGCAACCACUAUCCAACCAGCCAACGACUCCCAAUGCGGGCGUCAUGUCCCCAGCUUAUCCCAAUGCUCCCCGCAACGGACAACCCCCUCCUCAAGCUUCACAAGGCAAACCAGGCCCACAGGCUUCCCCGCUACACCAGCAGCAGUCUCCGCUCCCACAACCUCCCCAGCAGCAGCAGCAGCCACCGGCGCAACAGCCUCCGCAGCAACAGCCUCCGCCUAUGGCAGUCAAAAUGGCACGGCACAUAGAGAUGGUCGCGCAGGCUCAGCACCAACAGAACUAUCGCAUGACCAUGAAUGGCCUUCCUAUGAACCACCAGCAGCCACGCAUGCCAGGCUCGAUGCAGCCACCCAUGCAGCAUGUUGGGCCACGCGGGCAACAGGUCAUGCCGCAAAUCCCGCAAGGACAGUGGACUGCAGGCCCUCAGCCAGGCAUGCAAGCGGCUCAGCAGCAGGUUGCUCCGCCACAGACCACACCGCAGACCAUGCCUAUGCAGAGGCCCACGAUGCCCCAGCAAGCUGCACAGCCACGCAUGAUGGUGCCCACGCAGGGCCCACGACCGCAAGCACCCCAGAGACCCGGAGCCAUCGCCCCCAAUGCCUUGCAAGACCUGCUACUCACCCUCAAGUCACCCAGCUCGCCCCAACAACAGCAGCAGGUGUUGAACAUCCUCAAAUCGAACCCGCAGCUCAUGGCCGCCUUCAUCAAACAGAGGACCGCCAAGUACCACGCCAACCAGCCGCAGCAGCAACAAGCGCAACAGGGCAUGCAUACAGCGCAAACCAUGGCAGCAAUGCAGGCGGUGCCGCGACCCGGCAUGGCACCGCAGCAGCAAACGCAGCAGUCCGCUCCACAGGGCAUGGCGGCUCUUGGAGCGCAGGGGCAGCUCAUGAACCCUGCGCAUGCCAACAACCCGCAGCUGCAGGAGUUGUACCGCCGUCAGCUUUUGCGGCAGCAGCAGCAGGGAGUGAUGCCGCAGGUACAUGGCCAGUUCCCACAGGCGCAAGGGACUGCUACCAACUACACGCAACUCCGGAUGCAGCAACAGCAACAGUUGGCCAUGCAGGCAACAGGCGGACCCAUGGGACAGCUGCCCCCUAUGGCCCAGAUGGGGCAAGCUGGGAUGGGAAUGGACGGCACAUCCAAUCUCCUGCACCAACGCAUGCUCCAGCAGCAGCAGCAGCAGGUCGUCCUCAAGUCUCCAAUGGGUUCGCCGGCGCAACAGAGUCCCAUGAGCCCACAAACUCACCUGCUUUCCGGCCAGCCGCAAGGCGCGCACCUUCCCGGCCAAACCAUGGCUAAUGCACUCAGUAAUCAGGUGUGCUCGCCGGCCCCCGUACAGUCGCCCAGACCUCCGUCGCGGCAACCUCCUCCACAUUCCAGUCCUUCCCCGCAGGUUCAGCCGCAGCCUUCGCCACAGCACACAGGAUCACCACACCCUGGUCUGACGACGCCCAUGCCUGGCUCCGUGGAGCAGGCGCACCUGGGCACACCCGAGCAGAGUGCCAUGCUCCCGCAACUUAAUACGCCCAACCGCCAAGGGCUGCCCAGUGACUUAGGCAUGGUGGGAGACACAACAGGAGACACGCUGGAGAAAUUUGUGGAGGGAUUGUAGCGUUUACUGGGAGACUCCACCCACCACAGUCUCCCCGUUCCUCUUUUUUGUGGCUCCGUUGGUUUUUCUCUAAUAUUCUCGAAUUUUUUUGUACUGACAUGUAAAAAGUUUGAAGAAAUGUAUGGGUGAAAAAAAGAAAUUUAUGUCCACAAGGAAUAGGGAAUGUUGAUGUUUCCUUAAAACAAAAGACUGAUUGCUUCCUUUUAAGAGGGAUUUGAAAAUUGUUGUUUAAAAGAAAUAUAAAUCACAAAGAAUAUAUUUUUUGUUCAGUUUAGACCUUUGUGUGGUCAAUGUUUUGUUUUAAAAAAAAAAAAUUGCUUUCGGGGGAGGGCGGUCUGGUUUCAUGCCUUUUUUUUUUUUUAAAGAAAAUUACGAAACUUCAUUAUAUUAUUCAUACCUUUUUGUUUUAUACCUUAUCUAACUUUGCAGCAUUUUUGUGUUGGAAGACUGUAAAAUAAUUUGUCUGGGAUUUGUGGUCAGGGUUUCUCUGCUCUGUCAUCCUUCCUAGCGAUUGUACUCUAGUGUUGUACCAUUUUUUCAGACAUGCAUUCGGAGGCAUUUCCUCCUUUCCUCAUUGUGAAGUUUGUAUGAGGAGAACUAUUUGUUUGUAUUAAUAGGAACUGUGCAUACGCAUGUAUGCAGACACACACACACACAGACAGACACACAUAUGCAUCACUCAGACAAUACAGCACCAACCCCAAGAGAACAUGUACACUUUUACAACAUCUCACUGGUCUGGAUCCAGAGGUUCUGUCUUGCAGAUGUAGAAUAUUGUUGCUUUUUGUCCUAAUUUUGUCAUACAGAUAUAUAAAUAUAAAGAGAGCUAGAGAGAAAGAGGGAGAGAGGGGGCCCCUAAGCUGAGCGGGAGGGAAUGGGUGAUCACUGGUUGACUGCUUGUUGGAAACACAGAAUGGAUUCUGCUAUUGACCCUCAUUCCUCUCAAACAAACUUGAACAGGGGCUCUACUUUUUCCCUUUAUGUAAAUCAUGCAAGUUAAGCAAAGUACUAUAAAUAUAAGGAAGAGAGAAUGGAAUCACUGUAUAAACUGGUUGAAAAAAAACUUAUUUCUUACUUAUAUACCAUGUUGUUAAAUAAACUGUGUGCAACAGA